Molecule: messenger RNA, 456 nt
Organism: Opisthorchis viverrini
Lineage: Eukaryota; Metazoa; Platyhelminthes; Trematoda; Opisthorchiida; Opisthorchiidae
Exons: 2
Coding region: 1-456 (151 amino acids)
Source: RefSeq, a predicted model, not a curated record
AUGCGGUCGAAUGCUGCGAGAUUGGACAGCGCAGAAGAAUCCAGCGCAGCAUGCGUCCGAUAUCGGGUGUACUUGACAGGUUGCUUCCACAAAGGCAACAGAUGUCAGGAGGACAAGGUAAAGUUGUUUCGGUUCAACGUGGUAACCACAAUGCGUGUCCAUUUAAACUCAUUGAAGCAUUUGAAAAACCGAAUCACUCGUCUAGAUAAAUCGUUAAUCCACGACACCAGCAAAGUGGCCCCACCUGUUCCAACUGAAAAACCGCUAGUGUUGGACUGGGAAUCUUCAUUGAGAGAGCCGGUGAAGAAUCCCGUUUCUUCACCGGUCACGGCCAAACUAUACACAGCCUGUGUGGCUGGUGCUAAGAACUCGGCGGAUCGACAUUUCUUCGCUGAAGGAAGGACGGAGGCGAAUCGACCGUCAAUCAGACGCCUUACUAGACGAUCGUCAAAAUAG